CGCUCUCUCCAGCGCACUUGGCGAGCUGGAGAGGUGAGAGGGAUCCUGCGAGCCGGCGCAGGGCGGCGAGUCCAGAGCCGCCGGCUAAGGCGAGGCGCGGACAGACCGACGCUCCCCUGCUCUCCGGCCCCCGCCUCUCCCCGUAGCCGGCCGGACCUGCACCCCGCGCUUGCCCCCGCUCAUCCUCCCCCCGCCCGGUCAGGCGCGCUCCUCCCCGGCCGGCCCCUCGGCGCGCGGCGCGCUGGAGGCGAACGCGGGCUGAGCCGAGCGCAGUGGCCGCCGACCACCGAGCGCCCCGCGCCGCUCCCUGCAUGUGCGGCCCGCGGCGGCUCGCAGCCCCCGGCAGCAGCCUCGGCAGCUUCGGCCGCGCCUCGAGAGGCGGCUGCAGCGGCUCCAGCGGCGGCCGAGCGGCCGAGCCCGGGCUGGGAGACACGAUGCGCCGCGUCCUCCGGCUGCUCCUCGGCUGCUUCCUCACCGAGCUGUGCGCCCGCGUGUGCCGGGCGCAGGAGCGAGCGGGGCACGGGCAGCUGGCGCAGCUGGGCGGCGUGGUAGUGCUGGCGGGGGGCAACCGGUCCGGGGCCGCCUCCGGAGAGGCCGGCGAGGGCGCGGGGGCCUCGGACGCGCCCCCGACCCGGGCGCCCACGCCAGACUUCUGCCGGGGCUACUUCGAUGUCAUGGGCCAGUGGGACCCGCCGUUCAACUGCAGCUCGGGCGACUUCAUCUUCUGCUGCGGGACUUGUGGCUUCCGGUUCUGCUGCACAUUUAAGAAGCGGCGACUGAACCAGAGCACCUGCACCAACUACGACACUCCGCUGUGGCUCAACACCGGCAAGCCCCCCGCACGCAAGGACGACCCCCUGCACGACCCCACGAAGGACAAGACCAACCUGAUCGUUUACAUCAUCUGCGGGGUGGUGGCCGUCAUGGUGCUUGUAGGCAUCUUCACCAAGCUGGGGCUGGAGAAAGCGCACCGGCCGCAAAGGGAGCACAUGUCCAGGGCCCUUGCAGAUGUCAUGAGGCCACAGGGCCACUGCAACACUGACCCUAUGGAGAGGGACCUCAACAUUGUGGUUCAUGUCCAGCAUUAUGAAAACAUGGAUACCAGAACUCCCAUAAAUAAUCUUCAUGCUACGCAGAUGAACAACGCGGUGCCCACCUCCCCUUUGCUCCAGCAGAUGGGCCAUCCGCAUUCGUACCCCAGCCUGGGCCAGAUCUCUAAUCCCUACGAGCAGCAGCCGCCGGGCAAAGAGCUCAACAAAUAUGCCUCCCUGAAGGCGGUUGGAAGUUCUGAUGGUGACUGGGCAGUGGCGACACUUAAGUCACCAAAAGCCGACAAGGUCAAUGAUGACUUCUACUCCAAGCGACGGCACCUGGCCGAGCUGGCCGCCAAGGGGAACCUACCUCUGCACCCAGUAAGAGUGGAAGAUGAGCCGCGGGCCUUCAGCCCUGAGCAUGGGCCCGCCAAGCAAAAUGGACAGAAGUCACGCACCAACAAGACGCCCCCACAUCCCCUGGCCUACAACUCCACCACCAACUUCAAGGGCUGGGACCCCAACGAGCAGUCUCUCCGGCGGCAGGCUUACGGUAACAAGGGCAAACUUGGCGUAGCCGAGUCGGGCUCCAGCGACCCCUUGGGGACUCGCACCCAGCACUACCCACCCCCACAGCCAUACUUCAUCACCAACAGCAAAACAGAAGUGACUGUCUGAGCUUUCACUACAGGAAGCAUCCUGGAGACCAUACUCAACUGAGAGGCAAAAAAUAUCCCUGGCCCACACCCUUCCUGCCCUCCCCGACAUGCUCCCUCAUGCCCUGACUCCCCAUACCAACCGACCAUAAACCUGCUGGCGACGCGGAAUCAUGCUUUUCUUGGGUCAUGCCUAACACGUGUCGGCGGGCAGCUGAGCAAGGCCGAAGCAGGGAUGUUCAGCAAUACAGCAGAGGGGAAACUGAGGCACGGCUCUUUCGACUUCGGCCCAAGGUGGCCGACUCACACGCCCAAACCGUGGGGCUGAUUUUUUCUUUUCCUCCUGACUUAAGACUGAAAUCCAUGAUGACGAAUUAAAAGUAGCACAACUUAGAGAAAUUGUCCAUUCGAGCACAUAUUCCAUUUACCACGCACUGUCUGUUUCCAGGUGAAAGAGCUGGGGGUGUGGGGAGAGGAGAGCGUGGAGGGUACGACAAGAGUGUACUUGAGAAUAUGAGCUGUUUGGGGAGGAAUCUGUGUGCAUUAUAAGUGUUUUCUAAUCCCGAGAAGUAGUGACGUGGAAACACGCUUUUGACGAGCGUGAGACAGUCCAACCCUUCUAUUUAUAGUACUUUUCAUAUUGUCAAUGUUGGAAGCAAAAAACAACACACACUUGAACUCACAAGGAAUAAAUAAGACCCUGAACCCACCAAUAGUGAUGAGAAAGAACGUUGUAGAGAAGUCCCGUAAAGACCAUGACCAUGGACACGGGAAGGAUAGGUUUUUAUGGCUGGGAGAGGGUCCAGAGGGUGUUAAAUAACUUUUUUCUUAAAAAAACAAAAACAAAAACAAAAAACAAAACAAAACAAAAGAACAAAGAUAAACGAAUACAAGCCCACUACAAAACAGACAAAACGGCAAAUCAAUUUUUGUCCCAAAUCCUCGCGACUUAGGAAACAAACAAUGGCAUCAAGAACAAUGACACCAAAAUUCACGGUUGAAAAGUCGACAAGAGGUGAAAAGGGGGCCCCCUAUUUCCUGCCUUGCCUCCGAGACAAGAAACACAGAAACCAGUCCUCCAUUAACUGUCUCUCCCUGACUGCCCUCAGCCCUUGCCACCACCGCUGCCAAAUUUCAGCUGCUUUGGACUGAAAAUGUCGUAAGCGUGGGUGGUGCCUUCAAUGUGUUACAGUUUAAUGACAGUCUUGUUACCCAAGUGCAACCUGUGUUCUCUUGGCCUCCCUCCCUCCUGUUUCCUGCAAUAAUAGAAGAUGUUUCUAUCCCCCCAACCCUUUGUCGGUGAGCCCACCCAUCACACACUCUGAGGGGGCUGCUGUGAUGUCAGGGGUACCUAAAGACGAAGACACCCCCCCUUUCCUCCCACCCUGUCACCACUAGUCCUCCCUUUAUCUAGCCCCCCCAGGCCUAUCAAGCAUUUCUGGGUCUCGUAAUUCCGACGGUCCUUCCAAACCACCUCCCCAGAUACUUCCAUGAAUUUAGCUCCCACCCGGAAUUCCCUGAGGUGGUUUUUCAGAUGGGUUCUCAUAGCCAGUGGCCCUUGGGUAUCCCAACAAAGCCAAUGUCCCUGCUAGUUUUGUUUAGUGGAAGCCCAAAGAGGAGAGUGGAGACACAAGAGAUUUUGAUUUUAGGUGAGAAGUUUUCAACCAGUCCCUAAUGGCCUUAGCCAGUUAAUAGGAACCUCCAAGUGACAGCCCCCUGCCCAUCUACCCCCACCCCCCCAGCUCUUCUGGUGUCAGAAGCUGCACAUGGUGGUCCAAGAAGACUCAGAGAAUUCCCCAGGAUGGCCACGUGCAGAGUUCUGCCUCACCCGUUUGUCAUCUCGGGCAUCAUGGAAGCAGGGAAAUCUGGUGUUUAUUCGCCUUCUCAUUCCCAGCUGAUCUGGGGACAUUGACAACGCAUGGUAUCUCUCUGGGCCUUGGCCUCCCAUCUGAAACACAGGCAGUUGGGGCUAGAUCAAGCUUUUCAAGGUUCUUGGAUAGCAAAACCUCUGCCCGUUAAAAAAGAAAGAAAAAGAAAAAUCAUCCACAGAUGCCAGUAUCGAAGAUCCUCAUUUAUAAAGUGGUUCUGUGCUGAACAAAGCAGGGCUGUCAGUGGCGGGGCGGGGGGCAGAUACAGUACCCACCUUCUCAGCCUCUUUGCCAGGAUCCCAGCACACCCCAGCGUGGAGUAAACACCGCCAAGCUUGGUCAGUGUUUUCUUGAUGUUAGUUCCAGGUACUGCAGUGUGCUUUGGCAUCCCUGUGUGUCUCCAUCGCGGUAUCUAAAGGGAUUCAUUCUUAAUACCUCGAAUUUCUAAAAGGAAAACUCCCUCUCAUGAUUCCAAAUAGAAAAGCGGUAUCGAUCACCCUAGAUAGAAAAGAAGGAAGAAAAUAAGUACAAAGGCAGCAAAGCAACAGUUGUUAAGCUCUAGGUAAAUCGUGUUACCUGUGGAAGGGUCUGACUCUAGAGCCAGGCUUUGGGAUUGCGCACAUGCACUCUCUCUCUCCCUCUCUCCCCCUCUCCCCCUCCCCC
Molecule: messenger RNA, 4218 nt
Organism: Acinonyx jubatus (cheetah)
Lineage: Eukaryota; Metazoa; Chordata; Mammalia; Carnivora; Felidae
Gene: SHISA9
Product: shisa family member 9
Exons: 5
Coding region: 312-1709 (465 amino acids)
Biological process (GO): regulation of short-term neuronal synaptic plasticity; regulation of AMPA receptor activity
Cellular component (GO): postsynaptic density; AMPA glutamate receptor complex; postsynaptic membrane
Source: RefSeq, a predicted model, not a curated record